Messenger RNA from Leptosia nina, 3870 nucleotides. NCBI's taxonomy places the organism in Eukaryota, Metazoa, Arthropoda, Insecta, Lepidoptera, Pieridae. The record is from the annotation of a GenBank genome assembly.
AUGACGAAAAGGUCAAGGAAUCUCGGGGGGCGGGCGGCGGGCGGCCGGGCACCGGCGUGGGCGCACAUUUGUUUACGCGGCAGCACUCGGCAGUGCGCGCCGAGCACCGUGCGAUACCACCCUAUAUUCAGUUCACGGCCGCUCUAUUACCGGACAUCUAUUUCGGCGCAUAAUAUUCUGUACGGUGCUGAACGUUCAGUUUCGCGCGGGCAGGUGCGCGCGCCGAGGCCGAGAGAUGCGGCGACGGGACCGCGCGCGCCGCUGACGACCGCCGGCAUGGAGCGACGACGCCCCGCGCGCAUCGACGCCGAACCCAUGACCAAGACCGUGCGCCGAAGGGAAAAGCCUCGGGAGAGAUGGCUCCUCACGAGGAAGACGUGGAAGUACAUGGCAGAUGCGGGCCGCCGGCUCAUCCCGGACGGAGCUCAGAACCGCCAGGAGGACGUCCCGAGGAUCGAAGCGUACUUCCAGGAUGUUUGCCAAAGGGAACCGCGGUUUCUACUGUGGCGGAAAAGUUCCUAUCCGGGUGUGCUUGCUCGCCCUCGCCGCAAGAAACGUGCUCGAGGCGGUUCCGUGAGGGCGAGAUCGCCUUCAGAUGACACCCCGGUGGCUCCUGUGCGUCCAACAGAACUGUUUAUUCCGCACACCUCUGGCGGUCGGUUUGAUAUCGCGAAAUUGAGAAGAGAUUUCUUCGCUAACCCACCGCCAUCUUCAUCAGGUUAUAGUCCGUCCAAUGUAGCAUUUAAUGCCGGCGCCAAAAGUGUUAGUACACAAGUUGAUAGUAGGGAUAAUGAUGAAGGUGUGUUAGUUGAUUUAUUACGAAAGUACCUGAAAAUAGAGGAGGAAAAGAGCACCUCUCAACUUACAGAAUGCGAGGAACUAAUGCAAGCGCUUCGGAAUUACCUUAAAAGGCAGACUGAGCGUUCACCGUCUGACUCAGAUUCGGACCCCACCCAGAGGAUACUCCGAGAGCAUCUUAAUAGGUAUUAUAGUAGAACAUCAAACACCCAGCCUGUACAGGAUAUUUUAAACGACAGGAAUCUGUUAAAAAACCUAUACCAUGAUCUUCGUAAAACAAAGCCGUAUCGUGGCGGAAGGAGUGGAGGAAGCGGUGGGGGUGGUUACAGUGGAGCUUCCAUGUUUAGUGCAUCGGGCUCUCGGGUCCAUUUUAGGGGUAGAAAUUUAUGUGAGACAUAUGUUAACGAUGAAGACUGUCCACCGCCGAUGUCACCACCACCGCUGAUCGAGGUUCUCAGUGAGUCCCAAGAGGAGCGGGGCGCUGACGUUGGAACACAAACGGAUCCAAUCCCAGAAGAUGUACUACAGGAAUUAGAAAAAGCUUACAGGGAGAAACUGGAAGCUCCCACAUCCCCCACCAGUCCCACUAGCCCGCCACCGGAACGGCGACCACGGCGUCGCUCAAGCGUCGACCACGACGAUGUGUCACAGUCAGUGAGUGACACUAUUAAACGCUACUUAAAAAUGGCACGUAAGAAAAGCGUGGACGCGGACAAGACUGAUCGUUUCAAACGCAUUAAUUACGAUAAGAAUCUCCGAAAUAUAAAGCCGCGUCUACCGACUGACGUGGACGAUGAUGGGCUAAAUAAGGGGGUUCAGACAGACGAGGCGUGGAUUUUAAGGUAUAGGGAAUUGCAAUUCUCAUCUGUCGCCUCGACUCCUACGUCUCCGACUCAGUCGCACUCGUUAUUGGGGUCUCUGUUGGGUCGAAGUACAUCGGUGGCUCCCCCAGGUGGCAUGCAGAAGUCACGGUCGUCGAGCAGCGUGGUGCAAAGUGUCAGCAAGCGGCUAUGGCGAACGCGGAGCCGGUCCUCCAGCCGAGCUGCCUCUUCGUGGACACCUCAGGGCAGCUGUUGCUGGACAGACGGGUCCGGGCGCUGCGUGAGGCUUACCGACACCAGUUUGCUGACCCUCAGCGAAGUGGAGAGAAGGGCUUUGCAGCAGGCCGCUUUAGCCAGGCUGCAGCAGCUCAACAUCGGUACUCCUAUCAAGAUACCAGAAGAUAACACUUCAGCAGUUACAACAAAGCCGAAGAGACGAGCAUAUCUUCUAAAGAGAAAAGCUCUCACCACGGGCUUCUUUGACCAGAGUCGAAAGGAUACUGACAAGGAAAAGGAGCCAACGGGUAGCGUGUUCGGUGUCCCGCUCGCCCAAUGUGUGGAGACAGAACGCGCCCUUCGGAGACAGCAGCACAGCGGGUCCCGGGCGUCCCUCGCCUCUCUCAGUACACUUGAGAAAGGAGAUGAUAGUGAAUCCUGUGACUCGGGUGAUUGGGGUUGGGCUGGGCUUGAAGAGGCGGGCGGAGGCAGGCCCAGGGUUCCAGCUCUGGUCUCCGCUUGUUUGGCCCAUCUUCGCCGACAUGGUCUUCACACCAUGGGCCUCUUCCGAGUCUCCGCUUCUAAGAAGAGAGUGAGACAAUUACGUGAAGAUUGGGAGAGGGGACAGGAAUCGGCUUUAGACGACGCUCUACCUCAUGACGUAGCGACGCUCCUAAAGGAGUUCCUCAGGGAUCUGCCUGACCCGCUUCUUUGCAGAGAUCUCUACGCAGCCUUCUUGCAGACUCAGAAAAUCCACAACAGAAAACUGCAAUGGGAAGCUCUACGGUACAUAGUGCAACUAUUGCCAGCAGCUCACAGGGACACAUUAAAUGCCCUCUUGUCCUUUCUGUCCCAACUGGCCUCGCAUUCCGUGGAUGAUCACCAACCUGGCAACAGAAUGGACGCGGCCAAUAUAGCUACUAUAUUUGCACCAAACAUUCUACAUCGGAAUAAACCUAAUGAAACGGCAAGUGCCGAAGAAUUAGCAGAGCGUACAGACGUGAUAAACGUGGUGCGACAGUUGGUGGAGGGGCAAACGGAACUUUGGACUUUACCGGCAGAGUUACUGCAUGAGGCCUAUAUACAUCUAGCGCAUACCCAACCGGGACAUCUAGACUCGCUGCUACUUAGGAGAGCAGAAGUCGCAGAAGCAAACGCAAACUCAGACAGCGGUGCGCGUCGUGUCUGGGCCCGGGACCAUUUUCUGCAUGCCGCUACAGCAACUGCCACCACACAACCUAUUCCGUCUAGUAAUAAUAUAAACCACGAACGCAACUCGGGUCGACGCACACGCGCUAGAGAAGCUACUUCAGACACUUCAUCGGGUUCAAUGUCCUCUGCAAUGACUAUUGUCACAAGAGUACGCAGCAGUGAAGAAUGCACUAGCAGCGGUGUGGUGUGUUCGCCUCCACUGAGGGACUCUGCGCCUGAUUCAAAUGAUUCUGCUAGUGAUUAUAAUGAGACAGGAGCAUGUUCAGAGGAUGAAUGCGUGAUAACAGCUUCUCUGCACAUACCUGCAAUGCGUCCUCGACGGCGUUCCACCUCGGGAUCUUCAUCAUCAGCCAAACGAGACUCAGCUGUGGGUUCCUCACCGGCCUCGCCUGCCUCAGUUUCCAACGCAUCUUCACCGCCUGCCAGUCCACCUCCCAGAGUACCGGAGCGCCGGAAUGAUAUAGAACGACUCGUCGCUUUUGGACGGGAACGUAAUACAUCCGACGCGCGGGCGGUAAUAGUGCGACAACACGACGAAACGUCCGUGUCUCGAGCGACGAGGAUAUCGCGAGAAAUAAAACGCGAAGAAGUCGUUCGAAACGAUCAAACUAUCAAAAAAGAAGAACAGGCUAUGCGAAGGAAUGACAUCGAUAAGAGAGAUGAUAUGAGAAGAGAGGACCAAGCCAGAAGAGAUGAUCUAGUCAGGAGAGAUGAGCUAGUCAGAAGAGGUGACCAAGUCAUCAAGAGAGAGGAGAGGCGGGAAGGAACGAUGCUUUACAAGCGGGGCGAGCUAAUCUCAAGUGCGCAGACUCGCCCCGCAUGA